AGCGCUGGAGUCAGGUUCACCUGGAGGCCGCCGGUGCACUCGUCGCGGACGCAGCGGACGCCUUCGCUCGGAUUCACCCGCUCGACAAAAUGCGCAGAGAAUAGCCGCAGCGCCGAGAACACCCGUCUGCGCGACUUUCGGUAGCCAUGAAGCGGGGCACGCUGAAUUUCUUGGGUCGAAAGGAGCAGUCUCUUUACGCCAAUAAUGUCAAAAUCAAGGACGUGGACCAUGUGCCGUGGGUGCUGGACACGCCGGUGAUCCCGGACUCGGGGACGGCCAGCGUGCGGGCCCGGCCCACCGUCAAGCAUCAUGCAUCCUCGGACACCUUUCAGGGCUUCGCUGUCCCGACGCCCAAAGUCCCCCUUCUCCCACCCGUCAGCGCGCCGAAGGUCAACGGCUCAGUCGGUGGGGCUCAUUGGUCCAAUGGAUCAGUGUCUGUGCCUGACACGGUGGAGGGGGACAUAUUUAUUCCUCCUCCUCCCUCCACGGCACCUCCACCCCCCCCAGAGGCUUUUAUCCUUCCUCCGCCAGACUUCAUGGGAGACCUGAACGCCAAAGCAGACCUGGGAACACCCCCGAUUCCUUCCGUACCCGCCCCAAAGCCCGCAGCCCUGCCUCCAUCCAUGGAGACGGAUCUAGCUUCCCUACAGCCCCCGACAAUGGCCCCACCGAAGCCUCCAUCUGCCAGCUCAGCCGCGCCCAUUUCCUCCUCGGCCCAAGCUGCAGUUCCUGACCACCCCAAAUUUGCCCCACCGCAGCCACCCGAAAAGCAACUAAGGACUCACAAGACCCCGCCUCCGAAGCCCAUUAGAAUGUCCUCCAUCCCCAUCCUUGACUCCCCACCACAUACCCCUGCACCAACUCCUCCUGCGCAGACGCCCGCAGUCUCCAGCUUUAAUCCACAGAACAAACCCAAAGUUUAUAACGCCCCUCCGCCCUCGUUUUUUAAAGCGUAUGAGGAGACUGACACAAAACCCAAGAAGAUGCUACUUCUGGAGGACUCUGGGUCUGUUAAUACUCCCCCAGUGCUUGUCCCGGUGGAUGGGAAAGUCCCUAAAGUAGCUGCACCACCGAAUCCAGUUUCCAAAGAUGUGGCGGAGCUGAAGGAGAACUUACAAAUUCCUCAGCCCUCUCAAACACCUCCGUCUAAGCCGAACAAGGAGCCCACAGUGGCGACAGUUUCAGCACAGCAGGAAGCUGUCAAACCGCUGCCGACUGUGCCGCAGAAAACAGUGAUCCAGGAGGUGAGCAGCAAGAGUUUAGAGCCCAGCAGGGACAGGUUGGAAGCACCUCAGAGCAAAAGGCGCGACAUCAGUCCGUUAUUGGAUCGCAAACUGCACAACCUGAAGGCCAGUGAGACCAACAGGCUGCGAGAGGGACACGCGGCGUCCCCACUGGCUCUUUUAAUGGCAGCUAAAGAAAGGGAGAAACAGAAACUGAAACACACGGCGCCGAAGGAAAACGCUGCCAAAGACCUCGAGCAGCAGAGCGCCAACAUUCAGCCCAGCAAUUCCAGCCCCAACUCCUUCGUUGUCACCCCAAAGUCCAGCUCGGCCUCCUCUCCUACAGCCCAAGAAAGAACGCAGGAGAGCUCGACGUCGGCCGGCCGUGUAGAACAAACACCACCAGUUCAGACGUCUACGUUAUCUUCUCCGCAGAUCAGAAGUCAGGCCGUGUCCACCACACCAGCUGCUGGGCUUCUGAAGGCAACCAACCCAGUGGAGGGCCAGAGCCCCUUGAAGUCUCCACUGGCAAGACCUACGGACCCCAGUGAGGGGCUGAGCCUCCCGUUCCUCCCUCCUCCACCGGAGUUUGGGGAUUUAGAUGACUUUAUGCAGCCGCCGCCUGCUGUUCGUCCACCGGACCCCCCCGUAAAAAAGCCAACGCCACCAGUGAGCGUUCCUCCUCCAGCUCCAGUUACAAAAGCACCUGAGCGUGUUUCUCCUCCAGCACCACCUGCCAUUGUUCCUCCCCCACCCCCAAAACCGCCUGCGAGUGUUCCUCCCCCUCCUCCUCCUCCUCCAGUUCCAACAGCCACCAUCAACCCUCUUCCUCCAGCUCCUACACCUAAACCCACAGCAUCUGUAAAACUCCCAGCUCCAGACAACGAUGUCAAAAUAAAGAAUCAGGAACAGACAAAAGCUCAAGGGGCUCCCACGCAGCUACCGUCUACUCUUUCAGCCAGUCAAGCCACACUUCUUAGCAUCUUACAGAAGAAGAUGUUGGAAAUGGAUCACAGAAUGGACCCAAUGAAGGAGACAGAGGCCGGUGGUGAUGACUGGAAUAGCCCCCUGUCUGACGAGGAGACGAAGGUCCCCGUCGUCCCCAAAGCUGCACCGCAGAGCAACGCUCCCUCUGUGGCCAACAAACCAGCAACUCUGAACAUGCAGGAGCUCAAGAGCAAAGUUGCCAAAAAGAAACAGCCAACAUCGCCGUUGAACACUCCCACAAGUAACGGACCAUCAAAGUAUCCGUAUGGUAUGACUUUCACCAUCCGGCCUGGAACCAAACAGCCCAUAACUCCCUUUAUUAAAGGGGAAUCAAAUUAAACACACUGCAGUACACGUGUUUCUAUUUGCAUAGUGAAUAUGCAAAGAUAUCACAUUGUUAUGGAGUAGUUGAUUACAUGAAAGCAGUGCCACUAUCAGAUCAGGCUGAUGUUUCUAAGGCCAAAUGCAUUAGAACAUGCUUAAAUUCACAUUUACAUUAACAGAAUGUUAAAAUUCUUUAUUUAUCUGGAAUCUUGACUCUAAAAUACAUAGUGCAUACAGCUGUAAUAUUUCCCCAGUACUGCAAUGUUUUCUCACUGUUACAUUACAUAGGACCCUUGAAGCCAAGCCACCAGCAAAUUGAGUACAAGUGCUUCUAAUAUUUAUUGACCUAGGAAAUGUUUUUCUAUCUGUAUGCAGGUUAUUUUGUACAGAAUGUGAUAAUGUACAUUAUUCUCCACAUGUACGAAGCUCAUUUUGGCUUUAUGUAAAAUCUAUAUUUAAAACCUGGUAGAAAGUUGUAACAGUUGCUCAUCUGAACCAAGUAGAAACACAUGUGAGCACUAAAUGCAUGUUUUAAAAAAAGUAUCUAAGCUUUUGUGUUGUGUGUUUGCCCACUAUUAAAACGUUACAGAAA
Betta splendens (Siamese fighting fish) is the source of this 3126-nucleotide messenger RNA. RefSeq lists its product as uncharacterized. The transcript has 5 exons. Lineage: Eukaryota; Metazoa; Chordata; Actinopteri; Anabantiformes; Osphronemidae. Bases 147 to 2549 code for a protein of 800 amino acids. The record is from RefSeq and is a predicted model, not a curated record.